AUGUUGGCAAGAAAAUUGUUUGGAAAAUGCACAACAAAUAAUCGCCAUCUCGUAUUAAAAUCAUCGCAAUAUGCCACAAAAUUCUACUCCACAAGUGGUGCUGAAAAAAAUUUAGUUGCAAAUAUUGAGAGUUGUAUAAGAAAUAUUAAUAAUCAUUAUCGGAGUAAGAAAGAAAAAGAAUUUAAUAACGGUUUGCUGGAUUUGAAGCAAUUUUGCUCCCAAUUAAAUGAUGCAACGGAAAGGAAACUAAAUGAAAAAUCGUGGAAUUUUUUGAUUCAACAAUUUUGUAGAAACGAAGCCUUUAGUGAUGAAGCUACAUUUUGGUUCAGAAGAGUUAUGAAAGAGAAGAAAUUAGCCACUCCAAAUUCAUUCACUUUGACUGCGAUAUUAAAAUCAUUCUCUACUAUUGGUGAAUUAGAUAUGUGUGAAGAAAUUCUACAAGAAUUAGAAAGUCAAGGACUAUGCAACGUUUUCUCAUACAUAUACUACACAAAAGCUUGUCUUCAAAAUGGAAACACUGAGAAGGCUUUCAGUGUUAUUGGACGUAUGGAGAGUAAACAAAUUGAACCAAGUUUUGGAAUAUACAUUCCUCUUCUAAAGGAAGCAACUAACCAAAAUAAUGUGGAAGUUGGAUUGAAACUUUAUGAUAUGAUCAAAAAAAGUAACUUGGCAAGUUUUCAAUUAUCAUCUUGUAUCGCCACUUUUGCUUUGAAGGUGAACCGACCAGAUAUUGCAAUCGAAGAAUACGAAAAGAUUAAACAGAGUGAAUUGAUGAAUGUUAUAACUUGGACAUGUUUAAUUCAAGCAUACAUUCAACAAAAUGAUACUGAGAAAGCAAUAGAUACGCUUAUUGACAUGAAAAAACAUGGUAUAUACCCAGAUUCUGCAACAUUCACAAUUUUAUUGAGUGCAUGUGCAAAUUCUAAUAUGUAUGAAGAAGGAGUUAAAAUUCAUGAACUUGCAAAACAAACACUCAAAGAUUUCACAAUUGGAUUAUCAAACACAAUUAUUAAUUUUUACACAAAAUGUGGUUAUUCAAAUAUUGCCAUAGAAGAAUGUGAAAAAUUGAAACAGAACGGAUUGAUGAAUGUUGUAACUUGGACAUGUUUAAUUCAAGCAUACAUUCAACAAAAUGACAUUGAGAAAGCAAUAGAUAUGAUUAUUGACAUGAAAAAGCAUGAUUCAACAACAUUCACAAUUUUAUUGAGUGCAUGUGCAAAUUCUAAUAUGUAUGAAGAAGGAGUUAAAAUUCAUGAACUUGCAAAACAAACACUCAAAGAUUUCACAAUUGAAUUAUCAAACACAAUUAUUAAUUUUUACACAAAAUGUGGUUAUUCAAAUAUUGCAAUCGAAGAAUACGAAAAGAUUAAACAGAGUGAAUUGAUGAAUGUUAUAACUUGGACAUGUUUAAUUCAAGCAUACAUUCAACAAAAUGAUAUUGAGAAAGCAAUAGAUACGCUUAUUGACAUGAAAAAACAUGGUAUAUACCCAGAUUCUGCAACAUUCACAAUUUUAUUGAGUGCAUGUGCAAAUUCUAAUAUGUAUGAAGAAGGAGUUAAAAUUCAUGAACUUGCAAAACAAACACUCAAAGAUUUCACAAUUGAAUUAUCCAACACAACUAUUAAUUUUUACACUAAAUGUGGUUAUUCAAAUAUUGCCAUUGAAGAAUGUGAAAAAUUGAAACAGAACGGAUUGAUGAAUGUUGUAACUUGGACAUGUUUAAUUCAAGCAUACAUUCAACAAAAUGACAUUGAGAAAGCAAUAGAUAUGAUUAUUGACAUGAAAAAGCAUGGUAUAUACCCAGAUUCUGCAACAUUCACAAUUUUAUUGAGUGCAUGUGCAAAAUCUAAUAUGUAUGAAGAAGGAGUUAAAAUUCAUGAACUUGCAAAACAAACACUCAAAAUAUUUUCUUUAGAGCUAUCGACAGCGACUAUUAAUUUUUAUACUAAAUGUGGUUAUUCAAAUAUUGCCAUUGAAGAAUGUGAAAAAUUGAAACAGAAAGGAUUGAUGAAUGUUAUAACUUGGACAUGUUUAAUUCAAGCAUACAUUCAACAAAAUGACGUUGAGAAAGCACUGAAUACGAUUACUAAUAUGAAAAACAGUGGUGUUGUACCUAACUCAACAACAUUCACAAUUUUAUUGAGUGCAUGUGCAAAUUCUAAUAUGUAUGAAGAAGGAGUUAAAAUUCAUGAACUUGCAAAACAAACUCUCAAAGUUUUCACAAUUGAAUUAUCGCAACACAAUUAUUAA
Molecule: messenger RNA, 2250 nt
Organism: Naegleria gruberi
Lineage: Eukaryota; Heterolobosea; Eutetramitea; Acrasida; Naegleriidae
Exons: 2
Coding region: 1-2250 (749 amino acids)
Biological process (GO): RNA modification
Cellular component (GO): intracellular membrane-bounded organelle
Molecular function (GO): RNA binding; protein binding
Source: RefSeq, a predicted model, not a curated record